AUGGCUGUCGCGUCCUCCUCGGACGUUGCAAUACUCGCACUAGGCGUGGUCCUAGCUGCUGCGUAUCUUUUUCGUGAUUCAAUAUUCUCUUCUUCGACGUCCAAAGCUGUCCCGGUUGCUCCCUCGAAACUUGCGAAUGGCCAUGGAAACCCCCGAGAUUUUAUUGCUAAAAUGAAGGAAGGGAAAAAACGUCUCAUCAUAUUCUAUGGUUCGCAAACUGGUACUGCCGAGGAAUAUGCAAUCCGCAUUGCUAAAGAGGCAAAAACCAAGUUCGGACUCGCAUCCCUCGUCUGCGACCCCGAGGAAUACGACUUUGAGAAUCUAGAUCAGAUCGCCGAGGAUAGUUGUGUCAUUUUUGUCAUGGCUACCUAUGGCGAGGGUGAACCCACCGAUAACGCAGUCCAGCUCAUGGAAAGUUUGACCGAUUCUGCAUUUGAGUUCAGUAACGGUCAACAUAGACUCGAGGGACUCAAAUAUGUCGUUUUUGGUUUGGGUAACAGGACUUACGAACACUAUAAUGCCAUAGCACGUCAGGUAGAUGCCGAACUCGAGAAAAUGGGUGCAGUCAGGGUCGGCGAGCGUGGCGAGGGAGAUGACGAUAAGAGCAUGGAAGAGGACUACCUAGAGUGGAAGGACACUUUUUGGCCUGCAUUCGCUGAAGCUUUGGGUGUAGAAGAGGGUCAAGGUGGUGAUACCCCAGAUUUCGCUGUUACCGAAUUAGAAUCCCACCCUCCGGAAAAAGUUUAUCUUGGUAAGGAGCCGCUGUCCAUUUUUGUACGCCUCUUAUUUUGGUCUGCAGGCGAACUUUCUGCACGUGCCCUUACAAAGACUAAAGGCAUCCAUGAUGCUAAGAACCCGUACGCCUCUUCGGUCAAGGUGUCUCGCGAACUUUUCCAGGUUGGUGGAGAUCGUAACUGCGUCCAUGUCGAGCUUGACAUCGAAGGUUCUGGGAUCACGUACCAACACGGCGAUCACGUCGGUGUCUGGCCUCUCAACCCUGACGCUGAGGUCGACCGUCUCCUUUGUGCACUUGGACUCUACUCCAAGAAAGAUACUGUUAUAAACGUCGAUUCGCUCGACCCUGCUCUUGCAAAGGUUCCAUUCCCCGUCCCUUCAACCUAUAUCAGCGUCCUCCGCCAUUAUAUCGAUAUCAGUGCUGUCGCUGGUCGUCAGAUCCUCGGUGUUCUUGCCAAGUUUGCGCCCUCUCCUGAGGCCGACGCGUUCAUGCGUAACCUUAACUCAAAUAAGGAGGAGUAUGCAAUUGUUGUUACGAAUGGAUGUUUAAAGCUUGGCGAGGUCCUUCAACUGGCUGCAGGCAAUGACAUCAGUGCCCACCCUACGCCCCAGAACACCACUGCCUGGGCCAUUCCCUUUGAUAUCGUCAUUUCAUCGAUCCCUCGUUUGCAACCUCGCUAUUACUCUAUCUCGAGCAGCCCCAAGCUUAACCCUACUUCUGUGCACGUGACGGCUGUUGUUCUCAAAUACGAGUCCAUUGCCAACAAGCUUGUUACUCCUCGUUGGGUACAUGGUGUUGGCUCAAAUUUCUUGCUCAAUAUCAAACACGCCGCUAAUGGUGAGACCCCUGCCGCUAGCGAGGGGCUUGAACACGUAUCGUUGCCGGCGUAUGCCAUCGAGGGUCCCCGCGGGGCACACAGGGCUGAGGAUGUUUACAAGAUUCCUGUCCAUGUUCGCCGUUCGACGUUCAGGCUACCGACAAACCCCAAGAGCCCUGUCAUCAUGGUUGGACCUGGUACCGGUGUUGCGCCUUUCCGAGGGUUCGUCCAAGAACGUGUUGCUCUUGCCCGCCGAACACUUGAGAAAAAUGGUGAUGAUGCUCUGGCAGACUGGGGUCAAAUCUCACUCUUCUACGGUUGCCGUAAGUCAACGGAAGACUUCCUCUACAAAGACGAGUGGCCACAAUACACUGCCGAGCUAAAGGGCAAAUUCACGAUGCACUGCGCAUUUUCGCGGGAGCCGCCGUACAAGUCCGACGGUAGCAAGAUUUACGUGCAGGAUCUCAUUUGGGACGACCGGAAGAAUGUCGCUGACGCUAUCUUGAAUGGGAAGGGAUAUGUAUACAUAUGUGGUGACGCUAAAGCGAUGAGUAAGGCAGUAGAGGAAGUUCUAGCACGAAUUUUGGGCGAAGCGAAGGGUGGGAGUGAGGCAGAUGGUGCGGCCGAGGUCAAGCUAAUGAAGGAACGCUCACGGUUAAUGCUGGAUGUCUGGAGCUAG
This is a messenger RNA of Suillus subaureus, 2232 nucleotides long. RefSeq lists its product as uncharacterized. Gene Ontology annotation, cellular component: cytosol. Gene Ontology annotation, molecular function: flavin adenine dinucleotide binding; NADPH-hemoprotein reductase activity; FMN binding. The transcript is spliced from 3 exons. Lineage: Eukaryota; Fungi; Basidiomycota; Agaricomycetes; Boletales; Suillaceae. The coding region runs from base 1 to 2232 and encodes 743 amino acids. The record is from RefSeq and is a predicted model, not a curated record.